AUGCAGCAUUCCCGCUCCAAUUCCCCAUCGUCGCCACCAAGAAGACAGCCAAACAAUUUGUUCAACCAACCGGCUAGAGCUGUUUUCCCUUCCUUUCCAGUCAUGGGAGAAGCCGUUCCAAUGACCUUUUUUCCGAUGAGUGGAUCAAACACUUCCACACUUUUCCCAUCUUCGUUUGGACUACAACAGGCUCCGAGUGCAGCUCCUGCCAGACCAGAACUUCGAGAAAAUUCGGUGGAGAUCGUCGAGAGGAACUCUGCUCCACCACAGCCUGUCGGAGUUCGGCGCAGACCCUCUUGGCAGAACGAUAGUGCUCAGGCAAGAAAUCUCCUAACCCAAGCGGCUCAAAGAAAUCUCGAAGUGGACCAUCUCAACAAUUUGGAGCUGAAAAUUGAAGUGGAGCGGGUCAGGAAAGAACAAUUGACGAUUCGAUUGCAAAGAGAAAGGGAGGAGUUGAACUUUGAGAAGGAAAAAUCGGAACUUCUACUGGAAAGAAAAAGAGAGGAGUUGAACUUCGAGAAAGAGAAAUCGGAGCUUCUGAAGAAAGCCAGGGAAAGUGAGCUGGAAGAGCUGAGAACUGCGCCUGCAAGAAGAUCCGAUAUUCAGGAGAAGCCGGAGGUUGAGCAGAACUCAGGCACUUCGGGGGUCAGCGUUCCUGCCAACGUGCCUGCGAGAAGAUCGCAACAAGCGCCGGCCGAUCAGGUCCCAGGUCCUUCAAAUGUUGCGUGCCGCCGUGGAAAGCGGGGAUGCACAAGUACCGCGCCGAUUAAAAAGACUGUGGAAUUGUGCAAGCGGACCAAAACAAUUCCGAAAAAAUGUAACAAGUAG
Messenger RNA from Caenorhabditis elegans, 828 nucleotides. It is a transcript of the gene F53C3.8, whose product is annotated as Protein BRANCHLESS TRICHOME. The record is from RefSeq and is marked reviewed. Bases 1 to 828 code for a protein of 275 amino acids. The transcript has 10 exons. NCBI's taxonomy places the organism in Eukaryota, Metazoa, Nematoda, Chromadorea, Rhabditida, Rhabditidae.